ACAUCAUAAUCAUAAACAAGUAUUGUACCAGUAGAAUAUAAAACUUAUCGUUAGUCGUAUGUAGUUCUCUUGUGACACGUAACGCUAUUACCCUUGUUUUUCAUAACUUUCAUUAUUUUUCAUAACUUUCAUUAUUGCAAUAACGUAGAUAAAGAAAUGUCACCUAAUCCGCAAAUUGAAAAUAAGGAAUCCGGGAAAUGUGCAAUCCAGGAAGAAGACGAAGUUCCAUUCCAGAGAGUGAACAAUACUAUCAUUGGCAAAAAUUGUUCAAGUAAUUAUAUAAAUCUUGGAGAUUUGAUUUUAAGCGCAUUUAUAAGUAGGCCAAAAUUCGUUGGCCAGAUAGAUGCGGAAACGGGAGAAGAAGUUACAUUCCAGCAGAUGAGGGAGAAGAGCGUGAAGUUAGCAUUAUGGCUAAAAAAACAAGGCAUUAAAGAGAACGACGUAGUAACGAUAUGCACACGCAAUCAAAUGCAAGCCUACAUGCCGUUUCUAGCAUGCAUAUAUCUCAAUCUUACUGUGAAUCCGUGGGAUACCGGAUAUUUGAAAGACAAUAUAAGAGUUCUUUAUUUUUUAUUGGAAUUUAAUCCAGACGUAAUUUUUAUUGACGAUGAAAUUAGUUUACUUCUCAAAUGGGCUCUCCUGCUCAUGCAAUACCGCGAUAUACCAGUUUUUUCGAAAGUAAUAAUUCUUGAUGAAAAAUUACACAGUGAAUAUGACUCUCUCGGCUCAAUCUUGAGCAGCGAGUUUGAUCAGUUUGACAUCGAUAUGUUUACGUGCGCAGAACAUAAUGAAAAGAAAAAUACGAUAACGAUGUUUUCUUCCAACACGGCGAAUUAUCCUGGCCAGGCGCUCAUUUCUUACGGAGCGUUCCUGGCUCCAUCGAACGAUCAAACGCCGAUUAUGAAAUCCGACGACAUUGGUCUUUGGUACGAAUCUCUAAAUUGGACUCAUAGUCUACUGUUGACUAUUCGUUGUAUACUUUGGUAUGUGACAGCGAUCAAGCCAUCCACGUUCGAUCAAGAAAAUUUAUGCCAAAUAAUAGAUAAAUAUAAGGUGACGUGGGUGUUUCUUAAAAGCAAUAUGUGCAAUAAAUUAUCUAACACCGACAUUUUUAAAAAAUACAAACUCUCUUCCUUGAAAAAAGUGCUAUUCGGUGAUACAGCAAUUAGACGCGAAGUUCAGGAAGGUCUUAUCAAAUCGUUACCGAACGCAUCUAUCGUUCAAGUAUACUGUCUUUCGGAAACAGGUGUAAUCGCUUAUCAACGGCAUACCGGUAAGAUCGGGUCUAGCGGUUACGUGAGUAAUAAUGUUCGAUUAAUGUUUGUUGAUUUGAAAACGAGACAACCGGUGGGUCCAAACACAUGUGGCGAAAUCUGGUGCCAAACUCCAAUCACAUUGACAGUUCCUGACCUGAUAAAAACAUUAGAGAGUAAAUACGAUGUGAAACGUACGAACGAAGGAUGGUAUUAUACCGGAGAUGUGGGCUACUUUGACGAAGACGGCGAUAUUUUUGUCAUUGGUAAAUUGAAAGAUAUGAUUAAAUGUAAAGAUUGUAAUAUUUCGCCGACAAAAAUCGAAGAAGUAUUACAACGUCAUCCAGAUGUAUCCGAAGCUGCCGUGGUUGGUCUGGAAGAUGAAAUCGAGGGCCAGGUUCCGCAAGCAUUUGUUGUAAAAAUGCCAGGAGCAAAGGUGACGAAAGAAGAACUAAUGGAAUUUGUGGAAGAUAAUAUAAACGACGACAAUUAUGCACUUCGUGGGGGACUGUGCUUCCUUAAAAACAAAAUGCCAUACCUUCCCAAUGGAAUAAUCGAUCGAUCGAGGGUUAAACAUAUGUUAUGUAUAGAUGACGAUUAAGAUAAAGAUAAAGAUGUGAAGAUGAGUAAGCCUACAUUUUAUGAUUAUCAAAAGUAUACAUAACAUAUCAAUAAGCCAUAUAAAAUGUUCAUUAUUUAUAAUAAUUUAUAUGUCAUUACAUUAUAUAUCUAAAUCUCAAAUUUAAACUAAAUUUAAAAUUCCAUUAAAUUUUAUUUAAUUAACCAUAAUAAAAUUAAUCAAAAAAUGUAUAUUGUUUGUUCGCUCUCCAAUUCAUAAAGAGCAGUCCGUUUUUUUUUAUUGCCAAUAAAAAUAUGCUUUUAAAACAUCCUGUAUA
Molecule: messenger RNA, 2149 nt
Organism: Formica exsecta
Lineage: Eukaryota; Metazoa; Arthropoda; Insecta; Hymenoptera; Formicidae
Product: luciferin 4-monooxygenase-like
Exons: 8
Coding region: 157-1854 (565 amino acids)
Biological process (GO): long-chain fatty acid metabolic process; fatty-acyl-CoA biosynthetic process
Molecular function (GO): long-chain fatty acid-CoA ligase activity
Source: RefSeq, a predicted model, not a curated record